UUGAAUUGAAUGACAAAAGCGUUGAUCGUUUGCUGAGACGAAGAGAUCACCGCCGAAGACACGACACACCACUCACUGUCUUACUGUCCGCACGAUAUGUCCACCUCUUCGGGCAAUAGUCCGCAUCGGUUCAGCGGAUCCGUCGACGCCUUCUACGACCCGGACUUCACGGCCGACAUCUCCAAGAAGAUGAGGGUUCCCGAGAAGAUCAUGAUUGAGACCAACAGCCACUACAACCACUUCGACGACCCGGCCAUCAUCGCCGCCAAGAGUCAGGGCUCCGAUCGGCCCAAUUGGAUGACCGUUCCCGAGAGGAUACUCGUCAUGGGUAACGACAGCCACAUGUCUGGUCGGGAACCGCUACCGGAGCUCAAGCUGGAGAACUCGAUGCUCGGCAUGAGUCCGGACUUCACGCGCAACGAGUCGUCGCCCAUUCAGCUGACAACCCCUCCCCACACACUGAGUCUCGGUGACCACCAGUUCCCCGGUGUCGGUGAC
This is a messenger RNA of Oppiella nova, 498 nucleotides long. NCBI's taxonomy places the organism in Eukaryota, Metazoa, Arthropoda, Arachnida, Sarcoptiformes, Oppiidae. The record is from the annotation of a GenBank genome assembly.